Molecule: messenger RNA, 943 nt
Organism: Rhinichthys klamathensis goyatoka
Lineage: Eukaryota; Metazoa; Chordata; Actinopteri; Cypriniformes; Leuciscidae
Gene: tnni4a
Product: troponin I4a
Exons: 6
Biological process (GO): muscle contraction
Cellular component (GO): troponin complex
Source: RefSeq, a predicted model, not a curated record
UAGUGUAUUUCAGACAUGUCUGAGGGGUAAAAAAAGGCCAAAUCCAAAUACUCUGCAACACGCAGACUUCUGCUAAAGAGCAAACUGCUGAGAAAGGCAGAAAGUUUGCUGGUGAAAGAAAAAGAGCAGAAAGAUUUGGAGAGAGAAAACACCCUGAGGGAGAGAGCGCCGCCCCUCAACCUCUCCGGCCUGUCUAUCCAAGAACUGCAGGAGCUUUGUAGAGAUUUGCACCACAAGAUUGACGUUGUGGAUGAAGUGCGAUAUGACCUUAAUAUAAAAGUUGCCAGAAAUGAUGCAGAGAUUCUCUCAUUAACCCAGAAGAUCUAUGAACUGAAGGGAAAAAUGAAGCGGCCGAACCUAAAAAGGGUGAAGAAGUCGGCAGACGCCAUGCUGGGAGCGCUGACAGACUCCAGAGCCACGAAAUCUGACUUCAAAGCAAACCUCAAAACAGUUAAAAAGGAAGAAGAAAAGAAGGAGGAGGUCACGGACUGGAGGAAAAACGUGGAGGCCAUGUCAGGCAUGGAGGGCAGAAAGAAGCUUUUCAACGCCGGACAGUAGCCGAAAAGAGGUCGCAAAGGAUAAAGGGGCAUCUUGAUGCAAAGCUCAUGUUGUUUGUUUGAAUUUUAAUCACCCUGAACAUUAUUUUAUGGUAAAUUAUUCAUUUAUUUUGUCAGCCAGCUGUGGCUUGCACGCGAUAUUAAAUUGUGAUUUACUGCGAUUAAAACGUGUGAGCACAGCCCGUAGAGAGGGAUUCGAUAAUAGAACAACCUCAUAUUCAUAUCAUAUCAUAUCAACUGUGUAAAUAUUUGCUUCGUAUUUAGUGUUGAUUGAAACCAAUAAGGCUACUGUUUACCCUCGGGUGAAGAGCAUGAUUAUUUUAUGACCUGUUUGUAGUUUACAAACAGAAAAUUGUUUAAUUUUCAAUAAAAGCUUAUUGAGUGAA